ACAAAAUAGCAAAUACAAGUCUAAGAGGCAACAAACUACAAUAAAGAAUCAAAUACAGAUAUAGGAGCCAUGGAUAGAGGUUUUAAGGAAGUUGUGGUAUUGAUGAUAUUGAUAGCAGCGAGUCUUAUGGUUAUGGUGGCUGAAUCAAAUGAAGCCUCUCCACCCCCAGAUUCCGACUACGAUGAUCCACCUGCACCAAGCCAUGAUUGGAAACACUCUCUUUGUUCUUGUAGCGUAGAAUGUGCAGAGGACUGUCAUCCAACUGCGCAUCACUUCCCUGUCCUUUGUAUGAGUAAAUGUGCGCUAAAAUGCCUGAAAAAGUCUCUACCUCCCUAUUAUUUCGUUUCCAACUGUGCAAAUUCCACCACCUCUAAUGAUAAAAAACAAUUGGAAAGCUACAGGGCCUUGGAACAAGUUGGGAGAUUUGUAGAUUCCUGUUACAAGAACUGCAAGGAGCUGAUAAAUUAGCAGUUGAUCCUGAUGAUAAAAUGUGUAAUAAUGGUUCAACAUCUUUUGUUUGAUACUUAAAAAAAAAAAAAAUAGAUGAGGAUAAAAGCUCCUUGUGAAAUAAGUAAUAUAAUUAUAUAAUUUGAAGAAUAAAAAAAUUUAAUAAUUGUUAAAGA
Jatropha curcas is the source of this 623-nucleotide messenger RNA. The record is from RefSeq and is a predicted model, not a curated record. NCBI's taxonomy places the organism in Eukaryota, Viridiplantae, Streptophyta, Magnoliopsida, Malpighiales, Euphorbiaceae.